AUGGCCGUGAGAAUUGUUUUCUGUCCAUCGUGUAUUGUCUUGCCAUUGAUACGCAAGCUUCAGCAGCACCUAAAGCUCCCCAAGCAAUUCCAUAACGAGCGUUGUUUAAGCAACCGAAUGGACCACUCAUUCCAAUUACAUUUGUUUCCGACGCUCUUAAU
Molecule: messenger RNA, 161 nt
Organism: Clunio marinus
Lineage: Eukaryota; Metazoa; Arthropoda; Insecta; Diptera; Chironomidae
Source: the annotation of a GenBank genome assembly